Molecule: messenger RNA, 10885 nt
Organism: Phytomonas sp. EM1
Lineage: Eukaryota; Euglenozoa; Kinetoplastea; Trypanosomatida; Trypanosomatidae
Source: the annotation of a GenBank genome assembly
GAAAGAGGUAGAAAGCUAAGGACUAUUGUACCAAAUGCGCAAGUGGGUCAAUCGGGGAGGUACGCAGAACAUUCUGGUAAGUGAAUCGAUUGGGCAGAUGUUUGUGGGGCUCAAACUUUUUUUCCCUUCACAUAAGAAAUAUAGUAGCGAAUCGCAGAGUUGAAACUGAGACCAACAAAGUACCGCACGCUGUUUGCCACGGCAUGAUAAGUUAAUUCGAUGCCUGUUUUUUUUUCCGUGCGUUGAUGAUUGAAAAUAUGUGGAAGUACAAAUUUUGAGUAUUGUUGGGAAUUUAAAAUAUUAUAACAUUUAAAAUGAACCUCGUGUAUACUAUUUCUAGGAGUAUAUUCCCAAGAGUAUUUCUCCCCUUUCCCCUCCCUCCCCCCCCCUUUCCUUUCUUCACCACCAAAAAAAAUAUAACUACAGGGAUUAAGCAACAGUGGGCGUUCUUAUAUGAGUCGUAUCUUAUCCGUUUCGUAUGACAUGAAUUUUUAUAAAAGUCGAACACUUCUGGCUUUUAUUACCACGGUUGUUUUCUUUUGUCGGAUGCAUUUUUAAUUUGUAUUGGGACAAAAGUAAUUAAGCGAAAUUGAAAAAGGGAUACAAUAGUCUUGUAAGAAGUAUUUUACAUAGGUCUGCUGUUUUUGUUUUCACUAGGUCUGCUGAUUUCUUCUUCUGCCCUUUAUUUCUCUGACAGUUCUCUCUUAGAGGAAGAAGUUUUGUACCUUAUCUGAAUGGAGAAUUCCUAAAAAAAAAAAAAAACUAUGCGGGAGUGUUGUAUAUGUGUUUUUGUUUUUACGAGGCAUUUGUCAAUUCUAGGACGGAUAUGUCUAUGAUCUUUAAAAGUCUAUUGUGUGUAUCUCUGGGAUGUGUCAUUCGCGUUAUUUCUUCCUCAGUUUUUUCUUUUCUCUUUCCCUUUUGCAAGGUUACAGAAAUUGUACACUAUAAAAAAGGACUAUAUAUUUGUUCCCACAGCUCUUUUUAUAACCCUAGCCCUUAAAACUCUGCUCUAAAGGAAAAAUUCACCUUCACCCUCGGAAAAAACAACGAAAUCGAUUAACCUCUCUAAAAAAAAAUAGUUUUGGAUUUUUUUAUCAUACGUACAUAUAUAUACAUAUAUAUAUAUAUCUAAAGACCUAUGGAUCGAAUUAAGAAGGUAGAAGGUGGCUUUGUCAUUGAGGAGCGCUACAGUGCAUGGCAGAAGAAGAAAGUCCGGACCAUUCUUGUCAAUUCACACUCCAAAAGUGCCUUUCAGCGUUUCAUCACGGCCGCCCUAUCGAUCGCGGAGCCGAACGAUCGGAUCGAACUAUCUGGAGGGGAUUACUCUGAGUCGAUUUCGCUCACCAUUCCGAUUGAGCUCGUCGCCUCCGAUGGCGAGGAGCCCCGUAUCACCGCGCGUACCUCCCCAAUCACCGUCGCCGCAGGGGUGAAGGUGUAUUUGGAGAACCUCGUCGUGGUCUGCAAGGGCGCGAACAAGUCGGAUGCGGCUUUGAUGCUAAUGGGGGGUACGAUUUGCUGCCAUAGCUGCUGGUUAUCCUCGGUGUUGAUCGGCGGUGGCGCGCGGGUGGAGAUCUCCGACUGCGUGAUCUCCAAAAGCAGCAGCGGCUACGGCCUCGUCGUGCAGGACUCCGGCGGCGGGCAUAUCGCGCGCACCAUCAUCCACUCUCACAGCUUCGCCGCGGCGGAGAUCGACACCUACGAGGAGCUCGUGCUCGAGAAGUGUACACUUUUUAACAGCGCCGCGUUUCGAGGGAACGUGCUGAUGCUGAGCUCGGGGGUCGGCUCCAUCGCGGUGAAUGAAAGCUUUCGCCCGGUAAACAGCUGCAGUCGGGUGAAAAUCAUGAACUGUGUGAUCUACGUCACUCGGGAAAACGACCGCGAUGUCAGGACGACGGAUAGUCUGCUCAAAAGUAGCAUCGACGAGGAUUCGAUGACGAAUGUGUAUGGGGUUCAAUGCUGCGUCGUCAUCGCCAACGGGGCCUCCCCGACCCUCUGCGAUAACGAAUUAACUGAGGGGGAGAUCGGGAUCUACUUGGAUUUCCCCGGUGCUGCUCAAAUCGCACGAAAUAUCAUCCGUCUACAACGGCGCUGUGGCAUUUUGGCGAUGGUCGAUCACGGAUAUAUUCCCUCCCUGUUUGAUCAGCAGUUGUGCAUUGCCGAAAGCAAUGUGCUGGAUAAUUGCUGCAUUGGGAUCGAUGUCGUUCAUUCUUCCUGCGGGAGACACCUAUCAGGGGUGAAUUUUGACGCGGAGCACCUCUUCUCGCCCGAAUUGCCAACCCAAAAGCAACAGUUUAACUGGUUCUCCUCUUCGGAUCUUACCAAAACUCUACCGGAUUGUGCUUUGGCGCCCGAUGUGAGAAAAGACUUGAAAAGCCCCGCAUACGGGCCGGAGGAUUCCACGCAACGCGUCUUCUUUCACGGCACGUACUACUCGUUGCAGAAUCUACGGUCGUAUUUAAUGGGGCUCGUUCAUUCCGUCCUCCGCGCCUACCCCGUUUGCUUAAACGAUUCGUUUAAGGUGGUAUCUGGCGCCCCGCCCGUUUACGCUUCCGAAGAUGCCGCCGCGGCGGGAACCGAGAAGGUCGGAAACGAAUACGCGCAGCUGAUAAAGUCCUCCCUAGGACUUCUUCUCUCGAGCGAUUCGGAUGAAAAAGAGCGGCGGAAGAUACUCCAGAGGAUGGGCAACCGGGGCGUGCAUGUGAGUAUGACCAAGUUCGUGAACUGCUCGUUAUGUGCAAUUCGCUUCGGACGCCAUAGCUACGGGAUUGUCGAAUCAUGCCAAUUCGAGGAUUCCAAAAGCCACGCCGUGGUGAUCGACUCCGGCGCGCAUCCGUUGAUUACCGGUUGCCAUUUCUUAUCCUCUUCCAAGGCGGUGCUGGUGUUGCACAAAUUCUCUGAGCCGUUGAUCAUCGGAAAUGAAAUCGCCAUGGGUUCGAAUAAUGGGAUCGAGGCGAAUAACCUCUCCGGGGGCGUGAUCGUGGCGAACGUCAUACAAAGUCAGCUUGGAUCUGGUAUUUUAGUAACUCAGAACAGCUAUUCGCUCAUCGUGGCCAACCUAAUUUCGAGGAAUUCCCAGGCCGGGAUUCAUAUCACCAAUCAGAGCACACCCCUUAUUUUCCACAACAAGCUCUACUGCAACACCGUCACGCACAUCAACUGUAGCGAAAAUUCGAGCCCUUUUAUCGCCUUCAACCAACUUCACUCCUCCCCCGGUGCGGGGAUGAUCUUUACGGAUUGCAGCAUCGGCACCGUCUACAAGAAUGCCAUUCUCCACAACGGCGACGGCAUCGUCCUCGAGCUGGAUGCGGACCCUCAAGUGGAGUGGAAUCGCAUCAAGAUGAAUCUCAAGGUCGGGAUUUUAGCACGAAACAACGCACUGGGCAACUUUGUGCAAAACGAUAUCAGCGAGAACACGCAGGCGAACGUCGUCGUCUCCGACGGCGCCUUCCCGGUACUUCGCCACAACACGAUCUCGAAGGGCCUUCAAGGCGGCGUCGUCGUCCAUAGCGAGGGGAUCGGGCUCUUUGAGAAAAAUCACCUUUCGGAGAACUCCGUGGCCAACGUGAUCGUGGUCGGUCCGCACUCGGAGCCGUCUUUCGUAUCGAACAUGAUCAACUCCGCGCCGUCGGGCUGUGGCGUGCUUUGCGCGCAGAACACCGGGGGGUUGUUCGUCGGCAACCACAUCUACGAGAAUAGCCAGUACGGGGUGUACGUCAUCGACGCGGCGAACCCGACGUUUCGCGAGAAUCACAUCCGAAGCGAGCCCAUCGGCGUUUUUGUUUCGGACCGCGGCAAAGGAAUCUUUCAGCAAAAUCAAAUCCACUGUUGCCAGAGCUUCGGGGUGCUCACGACGCAGGAGGGGGAUCCGGUUUUUGAGGAUAACACAAUUUACCUCAACCAGGUGGCGGGCGUACUAAUCGCGCCCGAUGGGGUCGGAAAGUAUUUGCGUAAUACACUCAAGGAUAAUGGGUUCGGCGUUCAGCUCGGCUCUUCCUUGCAGUCCACGACCGUGAAUGUCAACUCGAUCUUCGUGAAAGCAAAGCCACCGAGCCUUCCGCCUUUUUCGGCUACCGUCCCCUUUAAAUGCAUCCCGGGAAAUGGAACUGCACUGACUUCGAUAAGGAAGAACAUCCCUUCCGCUCGGGAAGCUGGUACGAAUAAAUUGCCGUCGAAUGCUCCCAACCCCACGGAUCAACGCUAUCCUAUUCGCCUGAAGCCGCUCCGAUGCCAGGUACGGGGGAAUAAAAUCUUCCACAACCAGUACGCGGGUAUUCUCCUGAGCGCGAGCUGUAGUGGUCAUGUCGAGGAGAAUGAGAUUUACGACAACACCGAUUACGGCGUCUGCGCCGAUCCGUGCUACGCCGCGACCUGCGUGCAAUCCCUCCUCCAACAACGGCCGUCCGCGAUUUCCAAGCAGCUCAACGCCGUCGCGGCGACGCCGCCGUGCAACGCCUCGGUGUUGUUCACUAAAAACACGAUCUACCGAAAUCGGGUGGCGAAUGUCUCCUACAAUAGCUGGUAUGCCAACGAUCAGACGGAUUGGACGGAGAAUGAGAUUUAUGAGGCGCCAAUCGGGUUUUACCUCGGCAACCAAUCCUCCUGCAACUUGGUGGAGGGGAAUCGGAUUCAUCACUGCUUGGACGGCGUGUACGCGGAGUUCGGUGCGGUCGGUCGGUUUUGCGAAAAUCAGAUCUACGACUGCGCGUUUAGCGGGCUUUACGUCAGCCACGGCGCGGAGCCCGUGUUCACGCGGCGGAACGUGAUCCAGCGCUGUGGGCUCUCUGGGGUGCUCGUUGAUUGGGGUGGGAGCGCAAAAGUAGAGGAGACGACGAUUCGACAUUGCUGUGUGGGCGCUAUCAUCUCUUGCGUUGACAAGAUCUCCCCAGAGCUCAGCUACAAGGCCGUGAUUGCCACGACGCAUGCGUUGGCUCCAUGCACCUUCUCCGAUAACGUCAUCGAGGAAAACGAAACCCAUGGAGUGUUGCUCUUAAGUGCUGCCAAGUUUACCCCGCUGCGCGUGCAUCGCUACACGGAUCCACUCCAGUCGUGGCGAAAUACCAUUAACUUUGCGCCCCCUUUGGAUUCUAACGUGACUAUGCGAAGUUUAUUCUCGUCGAAGGAUCGGCUCUUCGCGUUGUUCGCUAGAAACAAGAUCCAUCGCAACCGCAUGUGUGGCGUUUUUGUGGAUCGAUUUGAGCUUAGUGAUUUUGUUUCGACCGCCGAGGCAAACGAACUCUCCUUACUACACGACAUGCACACGCCCGAUGCGGCGAGGGCUGUGGAUGUUAAGUCCGAGUGCCUUAUUUCCACCGGAUUUAAUGAAACGGACCUCGACACGCCCCUGAUGAACUGUGAUAAAGAGCAACGUGAAAAGUUAGAGCUUAGGAACGUUACCUUUCGGGAAAAUGUCAUUCGGGAGUGCGGCGUGGGUUUCGCCACUGGAUAUGGCCGUCAUCCGUUUCUAUUGGACAAUAAGAUCGAGUGCAAUGUUUUCUUUGGCCUCCUUCUCCGAUCAAACUCGGGUUUGGUUGCGCACCAGAAUGUUGUUUGCGAAAAUGGUAUAGCGGGGGUCUACGCCGCGAAGGGUUCCAGGGGUGUGAUUAGUGGUGGAAGAAUAUCAGAAAACAACACGUUCUGUCGCUACCCGGGCAACAAGAACCAGACACGCAACUUUUCGGACUUCAUCUUUAGCAAAAAUUUCUUUGAGCAGCCCUGGGAUGCCAACAGCGCCGGCACGGCUCCGAGUCUGAGGAGCACGAUGGAGGCCCCCCCUCUGCCUCUAUCACCACCGCCGUCACUGGAGGAGUCCCGUGCGCGGCUCGCGAGUGAGCCCCUGAUGCAUCUCGCGCGAAUCCACACCUACUCCCUCGCAGAGGCGAUUCAGCUGCUCUGCGAGUUUGUCUCCGCCUCCUCCGCCUCCUCCGCGGGGAUGACGCUCGCGACCACCUGCUGCCCUUCCGCGGCGAUCUGUGAUGACGUCCCCGUCUCCCUGGGCGGCGUGGCGGUGCCCAACUUCAUUCGCAUGUGCACCUCCGACGGGGGGAUUGGGGUGUGGAUUGAGCAGGGCAGCUUCAUAAAGAUAUGCUGCAAUGAAAUAAAGGCGAAUAGUCGGAUCGGUGUCUUGUAUAGUAAAGGUAUCGUCCAUCACCAUAGUAUAUUAGUCCCCGCGUUUGUCGUGAAACAGAAAAAAGGAGCCUCGACUUAUAACCCCCCCCCUAAAUCAAACUUCCAGCAGGCAGAAAACGAUGGCGAGGUGGUGAAAUCCUUGGAGCGCGUCCUGUCCUUGCCGAGACCCCGAUUGGCUUCGGAUCAGAAGGGCUUUCUUUUCACCUCAGACGCCCUAACCACUUCGAGCCCGGCAACCCGCGGGGAAGGUCAAACGGGCGGCGCCCUCACCUCCCCGCCCUUACCCUCCCGAGGCUUCCGAAAAUCCGGAGAUGCCGUCCUCACCUACGCCGCCAUCUCCGACAACGAAAUCCACGAGAGCGAUUACAGCGUCUACAUCCAACACUACCAGGCCCUCCGGGAGGACCCCUGUGGGGCCUACCUCAUCCCCGCCUCCAAGUCCCCUCUUCUUUCCGCGAAGCCCCCUUUCUUCUCGUCCUCGUCCCCCCCACAGGUGGGGCCCCCGUCCGCCCCUCUCACCCCAACUGCCGUGUCACCGCGGUGGGUGGACUCGUUGGAUCUCAGCACGAUGACGGACCACCCUCUGCCGCUCCCCACCUCAUUUAGCGCCCGCCGUGUCACACUGCUGGUGGAGCGCAACACCAUCGCGCGGUCGCGUCAAGCCGGGGUCUACGCCGAGCACGUCGUCGAGGUCCUCUGUGACAAGACGCAACGGGUCGACCACGGCAUCCUGACCGCCGCGGUGGAGAAGUCCUACUCGGACGUCCUCUCCUCCAUGCUGAUGCGGAAGACGCUGCCGGUGUCCGGCGGGCCGCUCUUUCGGCUCACCCCCGUGCCGGUCGAUGCGGGGCAGGUCUGGGUCACGCACAAUAAGCUGUCGGGGAACGCCGGCCCGCAGGUGGAGGUGUCCUCCCGCUACGUCGUCGUCUUCGCCGACGCCACGCGAACGCUGCUUCAGUUCGACACAAUGGCCUCACCGCGGCACUCAAACUACGUGUCGAGAAUUCUAAAAGAGAUCGAACCGUUUGGGAGCUUCUUGCAACACCCUCCGGUGGAGUCGUGCAUCUUUGAUAGUAAUGUCUUCUCCGAUGCAAAGCACGGCGUCCGAGUUGCGGGGUAUGUCGGUUCCAUUGGAGCGCGUUUCCAGCGAAACAAGUUCGAAAACCUAUCUGUUGGCAUCCUCGUGGAGGGUCAUCUAGCAGCGUGCACGGUAGGGGUGGGGAACAUUUUCUUGAACAAUCUUAUUAGUUUAAAGAUCGAUGUCACCCCUAGCCUGUAUCGUUCCAAACGCGAGGAAACCGACAAGGAGAAUCUCGAGGCGCAAAACGACCUACGAACGCGCGUGUUUAACAAUGUGUUUAAAUCUUCUAGGGAUUGCUCUGUGUUGGUGAGCUCGAGUGGAGACCGUUCUGUUCUAUUAUAUCAUAACGAAUUCUUUGGGCAUGUUAUGGGCAGUUCAGCAGUUUACCUCACCGCAGCAAAAUCUCACCGAGAUCAUGAGGGGACUGUGAUCGUCAAAAAUAUUUUCUCCGAAGGUUACACGUCGCUUGUGGUCAACGGGCAGGCGCCCCCUGGCACAGAUGAAAAGAUGGUUCCUCAGAAAGAGCUUUGUGUCAUACCCAGCGUCGCUGCAGAGAACAUUUUUAUCGGGAAUUACAUCGGCGCGCUGGUGUGUAAAGGGGCUUCUCUCCAUCUUGUAGGCAAUUUGUUUGAUAGCAACUUUCGAUGUGGGUUAGAAGUGAGCGGAAUCGACACGAAGUUUCAGGCGCGGGACUGCGUGUUUCGUUGCCAUUACGCGCCUUUGAUGUCGAGGAAUCACUUAUCAGCUUCCUCUUCCGUGAUAGACCCCAAAUACGCCAGAUUUCCACCAAACUCCAGUCUCCCCUUACUUAUGGGUACCGUCCUGGUGGAGUUGAUGCCGGAAAAUAAGUAUUUGCUGAAUUUAGAAACCCAACACAUUUUAGUGGCUGGCAUCUUGGCCGACACCUUCGUGGAAGGCGUUGUUGAGAGGUGCACCUUCACAGAUAAUGAACUUGGCGUGGACGCCACGCGGGAUGCCAGGCAGUCCUCCAUGACAACGCUAGACAGCACUCUCAAAUUUAUCUCUUGCGUGUUUUCUCGGAAUCGAGUGGCGGGGAUACUAUUGCGUGCGAGCGUGACAUCCAACAACAACAGUAUUAAGGAUCUAGAAUCUACAUACGUCGCCAAGGCCGAAAUAGGUCAGGGCGCGUGGUCCGAGAAUAAGGAUGUGAAUGAGUUUCGUGAGGCAACGACAAUUCAAGGAUGCUACUUUUCGGAGAAUAUGUGUGACCGGUCUACCUGCGGGGAUGUUGUUACCAUCAACGCCAGUCACGGAAUGUUUCGUGAUAAUUUGUUUCACGGUACGGUUCAUGGGAUGGAAAGUAGCCACGCGGUGUUCAUGAACAAUUUCUUCCAGGAAAGCAAUCCAAAUACCCAGCAGGAUUCGCAUGUCCGGUGCCCAGCGGUAGUGCUCCAUUCCCGAUCUCGAUUAAUCUUAAAGAGCAACUUCUUUUCACAUUAUAAAAAGGCAAUUCUGGCGCUUCCGGGUGCGAGCGGCGUGGUUCGAUCCAAUUUCUUGCAUAGGUGCGGUACUGGCAUCACCAUUGCACCCCAUAAUUGUACUAUUUUUAAAGAGAAUAAAAUUUUCUUAAGCCAUAAGUGUGGCGUCUUGACCUACGGAGGACUUUUUGCGAGCAAUGAAAUCUUCGGGGGUACGACUGGGAUGAUUGUUCAACCUGGGACGGAAUACAAAGGCAUUGAGAUGUCGGCUGACUACCACAACAGAGACGACAUCCCUUUGUGUUCCUAUAACACCAUAUGCGGGUGUGAGUCCAACGGCAUCCUCGUGCAGGGUGCCGCCACCUUAGAAGGAAACACCAUCUCGAGCUGCGAGAACGGAUUCAAGAUGGUGUCUUUUGCAAAGCUGGUGAGUGGGGAAAAGGUCCCUGUUGCAAAAGGCAACUCGGUCUACUCCAAUGGCGUUGGGUUUUACCUUGAUGAUGACUCCAUAUCAACCUUGCAGAACAACGACAUAUUUGACAAUAAAAUAUACGGUGUUCUUGUGAUGGAAAGUGCCACGGGGACGUUGCAAAGUAAUCGCAUAUCCACCAUUGACGACUGCAACGCGAUCAAGAUCAGUACUGCUUCUCAUUUCAAGCAAACUGGGAACAUUAUCCGCUGUCAGUUCUCACCGGGGGGGGGCAAGGUUGACAUCGCAGCGAACCGGAGUAAGGAAUUUGGCAAAAAAAGCAAGACUGUCGAAAAGGAUAUUGAGGUUGCCGAGAAAGAACUUACUUUGAUUACGAAUAAAGCACACAAAAUGUAUGAGGCUUCUGAGCUAACUGCCAAUAGAAUGCUCGAUGAGCUGAGUAGCCGAAUACCCGCUCUGAGCGAGGAUUCCGUGGCAGCGGUGAUCGCCUUGAGAACGCAGAAGAAGUGCCAGAACCUUCUCGCCCUCAUGCAUGGCGAGCGAAGACAAACUGCGCCGUCAACCCCCAUUACGGACGGCCUUCACCUCUCCAUUGUGAGUCAAGACGGCGUUUUAGGCUCGCGUGAGGGUAACGUCGCCCACGGCGGAUCUCGCAGUCGACUUGGCCCUAACGCCACCUUCCUGAAUCAGAUUGAGGAGGCGGAGCAGUUGCCUCACCCGGAGGACGGCCGUUUCGUGCUGAUUCACGUUGUUUCACGAUCCAAAGCGACCGCCACCAGUAAUUCCAUCGGGCAGAUCGUCGCGAGCGUUCUCUGCGCACCCUGCCUCGCCCACGCGCACUUCAAAACGACCGUGACGGCCGGCCAUGCUGAGUUGAUUUCUUUCCUGAAGUGCACCGAAUCGAUCAAACCCUUCAUCAUGAUUGUGGUUGUGGGCCUUAAUCUAUGUAAAAUUUCUCCGAAGUAUGUCAAGUCGCUAGAGUCGCUCUUUAAGACUUGGGAAACACUUUCGGAAGUGGCGGGACCAACGUUUAACGCAUUCCCGCAGUUCCCCCCAGAGGUGUGCUGUCCUUUGUUGUACAUGAUAUUCCCAAAGUCGUUUUCGUCCAUAGGGGAGAUGAGCCCAAGAUCCAAAAAGGCCGAAACCCGCGACGGCGACAGCGCCGCAGCGUGCAUUGGGAUGCUGCAAGAGCGCGCCAAACGCGCGCAUAUGAUCUUUUACUACCAAUCACGUGUUUCGGACGUGUUGCCGAAAAUUCAGGAAGCCAUCGUGCAGCGCAUGUUACCCAAUCAGCCGAUCUCGACCGAUGAUGUUAGGGGGCCUCCAGCUUCGUGUGGCGGCGUCGGCACCGGCGCGAGUACCCUCGAUAUCAAGGAAAAUAUAGAUAUCCUUCCUAAAGCCCCGAUCCGGUUGCAAGAGCCGCCAUCCAAGGAGGUGUUUCGGAAGCACCUAAAGUCAUCCUCCAUAGCGCGUGAGCGGGUUGAGGAUAUCCUGAGUAAAGUGAAGCCCAGCCCAUCUGCGGGAAAGAAAACUCCUAGACGGGAUAAAAAGUCCUCCAUGGCAGUUUCCCACCCUGAAUCCUUUUUUCCCGGCAAGCGAUCCCGCCAACUCGUUCCCGUGUUCUUUACCCCUGAUUUGUGCAACCUGAGGAUCUCCAAUAGUGACGGAAACGAAGCGGACGUUCCCGAUGAAGCCUUCCCUUCUCAGUUGCAUGUUCAAAAAGCAAGGCCAGAGGUGUCGAACAAAAGCACACGUUCUCCCUCCUUCCCAAGCCUAAAGGUUCAAUCGCUCCAACGGAAGCGAGUGUGA